AGCUGUGUGUGGACCAAGCCGGGCUGUUCAUGACUGAUGUCCCAGAUCCAAGUGGGCCAGGAGAAGCAAGCUGCGUGAGCCAGGAAGUGUUUAGACUGGCAGCCGGGGCCAAAGCGCCCGUGCGGGCCAUCUCCUACGAGGCUGAGGAUGCGCAGGUGCUGGAUGUGUACAGCUUGUUGGGGGGCAGAAGCAGGCUGGUGGAUCCCGUCUUACAAGGCCAUAGCCGUUUGGUGUGCUGUUAUGGCCGUUCGGAGAUGGGGUUGCAACUCCUUGGCGAUUUGUUCCGCGCAGCAGCCUCUGACAUGAUGUCAGGGGCAGCUCGACAAACAUCAGAGCGGCUUGUCCGGCUCGGAGUGUCGCUGCUUGAGUGCCGACAGCAGGAGGACUCGGCAACACCAUCGUGGACAGAUGAAGUUGCUGGAAGGCCUAUUGAUCCGUCCACCCUUGAUGACAAUGCGCUUGUAUGCACAAGCCAGCCCCUACUGCAGUGCUUCGAGAGCGUGGAGGAGUGCAUUCGCGGCAAGACGGGUGACGCAGGCGAGUCUCGGCAUUUCGCUAUAGAACUCUCAGCUGCCCAUGCGAAUGAGAUGGGCGCGCUGGCCAUCGUGUUUCUGGCGUCACCUGCCAAUGUGGAAGCUGAAGCGACGGAACUGCUAGUGCAGCAUGCAAAAAGCCUGCGUCACAUUGCUGGUGUUGUGCACAGGCCCCGUACAGGAUUUGGCGUGAAACCAGCGAGUGUGGCCAGCUGCAGCCAGGACGAAACUAUGCUGCUGUUACUAUCUCCUAAGGCGAAUCAGUCUCUUGCCUCACAUGUUGCGGCAGAAUGUUUGAAGAUGAAAGACGGCGCUGCAAGUCCGGUAUCUGAAAUGAACCAGCCCAAGCUCAGCAAUUUGCCCCUAACCGUCCACAAGCUGUACCAACCCAGCGGCGUGAUUGCGUGGGGAUGUCCAGAUGCUCAAUCACCAAGCCCCACAUGUCGCAACUUCUGCAAAGCGUCAAUCCCAUCGCCUUCACCUGUUGCACCAGCCACUCCUCGAACAACGGAGGGUACUAUCUUGCAGCGUAUUGCAGAGGCAGAAGGCUUUGAUGUCGAUGCAUGGCGCAGGGAGGCUCAGCAGAAUGGUCGCCCGUUUGCAGACCAAGUGUCGGACUUGGCACAAGUGGUGAUUCAGUUGCAGGAUCUUCUUCGCGUUGUGGUCGGCCAAGUCAAGCUCCCAUCUCCUGCAGUCGCUAGCUGGACUCAGUCGCGCCGCUCAGCAGACGCAACUAUAAACGAGGCAAUAUCUCCGAGAGUGGCUGUGAGCAGCCCUUUUGCAACUCCAUGCCAUGUUCAUUCGAUGGCAUCAACGGGAAACUUGGUGGCCUGUUCGCCCCGCAACCCUGUGGCCUCCGACUUGAAGCAGCGUGCGGAAGCCAGCGGCUCGCCUUUGACUCGCAGUUGCUCUGCAAACUAUCCAGUAGGGUCACUACUUUCCAAGGGCAGCAUUAUGAGUGUGCUUGGCGAGGUCCAGUCACCAAAGGCUGUGAUGAGAGACCUCUCGCCCUCAGAGCUUAGGUUCCUGCAUGGGUCCCCGCAGCCACCACCUCCGCCUCCGGGAGUUCAGCAACACAGGAGCCUCGUGCCGCGCAGAACGAGCCCGUUGCAGCCAGCCAUGAUGUCAGUCCCGUCUCCAGGGCCUGCGGCUUCUCCAGCUCAAUCGCACGGAAUCUCGGUUUCUCAAGAUGGCCACGUGCUACAAUCUCCAAGGACCGCUCAAUGCAGGGAGCGCGGUGCAGAGGGGCAGCGGUCACCAAUGCCAUUCCCACCACAGCACAAGGCGGUUCCCCACUCCGCCCGGGCUGCUGGUGGCAUGGGCCAAGGUGGGCCAGGCAUCGUUAUUGUGCCCGGUCAGACGUUGAGAGCAACGACCAGGGGCACCGAGAGCGUCAGCAAUCUGCGCUGGGAGCCUUCUCCCGUUAGAGUCAGAUUUGUGGCUGGCGCUGCCCAACAGGUUCAACUCCCUGCCACGUUCGCUCCACAUGGCGGUGGACAGGCAUUGCCUCAACAGGUGGCCUUCCGCGUCGGAGAGCUCCGUGCAUGUCCUAGCAUGUCUCCUCCGAAGAUUGCUUGAAGCCACAAGAUGCUUCGGUCACAGGGGACGGAAAAUUGGAUACC
Molecule: messenger RNA, 2155 nt
Organism: Effrenium voratum
Lineage: Eukaryota; Dinophyceae; Suessiales; Symbiodiniaceae
Source: the annotation of a GenBank genome assembly